Moneuplotes crassus is the source of this 5048-nucleotide messenger RNA. The record is from the annotation of a GenBank genome assembly. NCBI's taxonomy places the organism in Eukaryota, Ciliophora, Spirotrichea, Euplotida, Euplotidae.
AUGCAGAAUAUCAAAACAAGGUUAGAGGCUGAUCUUAUACCUACUUAUAACUUCACUGUGACAAUGUAUGAUUCAAGAGAUGACAUUAUGAAGAUUAUCACUGCUUCCGAUUACGAGCAAGAUGGAAAUCCAGGCAUUUGUUUUGGAACUGUUUUCACAGAAGCUGAAACUGAUAAAAUUACAGUGAAUAUGAUCUUUGACGACAUCCUGACUGAAAGAAGCGAUGACCCUAACAUGCCGAAUCAAGACCUGCCUGCAGUUGAUGACUUCCAGAGAGGGCCAAAUGAGGAUGCUAUCAGGCAAUACAAAAGAGGAGGAUAUACUUAUUUGCAGAAUAUUAUUGCUAAUGAAAUUUUGAUGAACACAAGAGGAACUGGAGCCUACAUUACAAUGCUUUACACAGGAAUGAAGACUAAUGAAUACGUAAAAGAUGACUUUUCAGAUCAGAUAAGAAACAUGUGGGAAUUUAUCAUUCUCUUCGUUGUCUUAGCCCCAAUGUACAGAUUCAUAUACAACUGCACAGAAGAGAAAGGGUCAAAAAUUAGAGAAGCUAUGAAGAUUAUGGGCCUGAGUGAUCUUCCAUAUUGGCUAUCUUGGUUUACUUACUACUUUAUAGUAAACACUCUCCAGUGUCUUGCUAUGGUCUUAGUCCUGAUCCCAGUCUUUGAGAACACCAACAAGUUGAUCCUAUUCCUUUAUCUAUGGUUGUACGGAAUUUCAGUGUUUGGAUUUGGUAUCUUUGUAUCGGCAUUUUUCUCUUCUCCUAAAACUGCAGGGAUGGCAGGUAUCAUGCUCUUUUUCUCAAUAGGAUUCUUCAAUAAUAUUGUGAAUGAUAGAACAGUCUCUGAGACAACCAAGAAUUUUGCGUCUUUAUUUCCAUCCCUUGCAGCCCAACUCGCUGGAGUGAACUUGCUAAAAUACGAAGAAGCUGGAAUCGGAGUAAGAUUCGACAAUGCCAAUGAAAUUUAUGAAAAUUACAGAUUCUGAACUUGCCUCUGGAUGAACUUGAUCUCAUUUUGUAUCCUCUCUGUACUUGGAAUUUAUCUUGAGAAUGUUCUUCCAUCAGCUGUAGGCGUCAGGAAGCCGCUCUGGUUCCCAUUCACUAAAUCUUUCUGGUUUGAUACGAAGAAAAAUUCAAAACAAGCUUCCGAAAAUUGUUGCGAAAACCCAAAAAGGAGCUGAAGUAAGGUCAGAAAUUCCUCAAAUCUUGAAGAAAAUUCUGAGGACCAGGUGGAUAUAGACAUGACCAACUUCGAAGAAGUCCCUGAAUACCUGAGAAACAAAGAGGAUGACCAUGAAUUCAUCAAUAUCUCUAACCUGAAGAAAAAGUUUGACAAGUUCUGGGCUGUAGAUGGGCUUGACAGUAAAAUGUACGAAGGCCAGAUAUUUGCUCUUCUUGGUCAUAAUGGCGCAGGGAAAACCACUACCAUCAAUAUGUUAUGAGGGAUGAUGUCUCCUACUAGUGGUCAAGCAUCUGUUUACGGAUAUGAUAUCAAGGAGGAUAUGAAAUCACUCAGAAAAAUUAUGGGGUAUUGCCCUCAGCACAACAUUUUGUUCCCAAAACUGACUGUUGUUGAGCAUCUAAAGAUCUUCGCAGAUUUUAAAGGACAAAAGAGCGAUGAGAUCCAAGAAGAAAUCGAUGAAAUCCUAAAAGAUCUAAACAUGGCAGAUAAGAGGAAUGUACUCUCGAAGAACCUCUCUGGUGGAUACAAGAGAAAGCUAUCCCUCGGCAUUGCUCUCAUAGGUGGCUCCAAAAUUGUGUUCCUUGAUGAACCCUCAAGCGGAAUGGAUGUCACUGCAAGGCGUGAAAUGUGGGAUAUGCUUAAGAAAUACAAAAAUGACAGAAUAAUCCUCCUUACUACACACUACAUGGAGGAGGCUGACAAUUUAGGAGACCGCAUUGGAAUCAUGUCGCAAGGCAAAAUGCUUUGCUGAGGUAGGCCAGAGUUCCUGAAAAAUAAAUUUGGAGAGGGCUUUAACUUAGUAAUUGUCAAAGAGCAAAGAGAAGAGAAUCUGGAUCUUCAAAAUUUUAUCAUGAAGUCGAUCGAUGGAGCAAGAAAAAUCUCUGAAGUCAGCUCUGAAGCUACUUAUCUUUUGCCCAAAGACUCUACUCAUAUGUUCCCAGAAUUCUUCAAGGAAUUUGAUAACAGACUUGGAGAAUUGAGAAUCAGUUCUUAUGGAGUCUCAAUGACAACAUUGGAAGAAGUUUUCCUAAAAGUUGAGAAUUCUGGCAAAGGAGAAGAUGAAAAGGCUAUUGAAAGAAUCAAAAAGAGGAUGACUUCAGAGUAUAAUCCUGAUGAAGAAUAUACUAUUUCCAAGGAGCAAGUUGAGGGAAAUAUCAGCAUAUUUUUCUUACAUUGCUGGGCACUCUUGAUAAAAAGAUUUACUUUGACUAAGAGAAAUAUAAAAGGUCUAUUUAUGGAUAUUUUUGUACCGUUUGUGUUGAUUCUUAGCGGAACAUGGUUUGCAACAGUCGGGUUUUACAAAGACUCUCCAAAGAGAAUACUCGAGCCAAGUCUAUUCCCAUUAGAUCAAAGAAUUAUCUACAAUACUUAUACUACUGGAGGACACAAUUCUGCAAAUUUGAUCGAUUUAUUAGAUCCGUCUUCAAACUUUACUUCUUCUGCUAUCACUGCCAAUGGAUCAACUGAGAGAAGUCGUCUUGUAAACUUUGACGAUCAGAUUUAUAAUGCUUCUCUUGAUGAGCCUUUAUCUCCAGCAAGAUUUGGCCAUUAUUACUUUAAUUUUCUGGAUUACACAAAUCAUCAAUAUGAGAUCGCAACAUUUUACAACAGCACAAGUCAAGAUUCCCAUGUGGCUUUUCCGCACUUUAUGUAUGAAGCAAUUCUGAAGAAGUCUAUCAGCUCGAGCUUCAACUAUACCAUGAUAAAUGAUCCAAUGCCUGUUGUGAACGUGUACAAAGACCAGGAUAGAGGGUCGAACUCCCUCUACCUCUGCUUAGUACUUGCUAUCGGUCUUACACUAAUCCCGGUCAGUAUUAUAGGAUUUCUGAUUCAUGAAAAAUCGACCAACCUGAUUCAUCAGCAAACUAUCAGUGGAAUGGACAAGACUGCAUAUUGGGUAUCCAACUAUAUUUUCGAUAUCAUAAGGGUGUUUGUGCCCAUCUUGAUUUCAAUCGCCUUGCUGUAUAUCUUCGGAGUGGAGUAUCCUUAUGCUUGGCUAUUGCUCCUUCUGUUCCCAUUUGCUAUUGUUCCAUAUACAUAUGUGACUUCUUUCUUUUUCACUGAAGACUCUACAGCCCAGAAUUUUACUAUACUGCAUCACAUGUUUAUAGCAGGGAUCUUACCAAUCUUCCUCUUUGUGCUGAGACUGACAGAUGCAACACAAGAUUUUGGAGAUAACAUCAGGUGGUUGUUCAGACUCAUCCCUUCUUAUGAUACAGUUGGAGGUAUUUCAUCCAUUGCUGUGAAAGAUCUUUUAGCAAAUGACAGAAAGGAAACACCUCCAACUCCUCUCUCUUUCGAUGCAGCUGGAGGGGAUCUUGUCUUCUUGCUCAUCCACAUUAUUCUAUGGCCCAUUUUGCUGAUCCUGAUCGAGCUAGGAGUCUUCGAUUUCUUAAGGAAUAAAGGCAAGAAUAUUCAGGAUGAUGACAUACAAUUUGAUGAUGAUGUUGAAGCUGAGAUACUCAGAGUAGAGCAAACUCCUGAGUCUGAUCUUGCAGUCAAAGCCAGCCAUCUUAGAAAAGUCUUUGGUAACAAGGCUGCAGUAAAGGACAUUUCAUUUGCUCUUGAGUUUGGAGACUGCUUCUGACUCCUUGGUGUCAACGGAGCAGGCAAAACUUCCACCUUUAAAAUGCUGACUGGAGAUAUCGUACCAACCAGAGGAGAAUCUCAUAUUUGAAGCUACAAUGUUAAAAAGGAUUUCUCUGAGGUUAGAAAUCAAAUUGGUUACUGUCCACAAUUCGACUGUAUCUUUGACUUGAUGACUGUCAGAGAGCACUUGAAGUUCUACACAAAGAUUAAGAAGAUUCCUCAAGAAUAUGCUUCUAAACUUAUCACAGACCAAUUGAAAAGUAUGAACUUAGAGCAAUAUGAAAACAAACUUGCAGGAACUCUUUCGGGAGGAAACAAGAGGAAACUCUCGGUAGCAAUGGCAAUGAUUGGGAAUCCUCCGGUGGUCUUCCUAGAUGAGCCAUCUGCAGGCAUGGAUCCCAAGGCAAGAAGGUUUAUGUGGGAGGUUAUUGCUAAAAUCUCUACGAGAGGAAAGAACUCAGCUGUUAUCUUGACUACUCAUUCCAUGGAGGAAGCAGAAGCACUUUCGACCAAUAUGGGAAUUAUGGUUGCAGGCCAAUUCAAGUGCUUUGGCUCAAAACAGCAUAUUAAGAACAAGUUCGGAACUGGGUAUCAGGUAGAGAUUAAGUACAAAGGACUCAAUGAUAAGGAAGUUGAAGAAAGAAUUGAGGAGUUAGGUUUAGUCCCCUUCUUAAGGCAAAAAUAUCCAACGAUGUACAAACUCGAAAAUUCAAACGGACAGGAAUUAAUAUUGUUGCGCAACGAGGCCUGAAGGGCAAUUCUUGAAGAUCUACUACAAAGCCAUAAUAUAUUGGCUGAGUUCCAUUCAGAAGGCUUUGGAAAAGAAAUUAUUAAGAUUCUGGAUGAGAGAGGAUACUAUCCAGCAACAGAAUUACUAAAAUGGGAACAUAUCACUAGAAAUAAUUUGGAAGCCAUUAAAGUACUUGUCUCUGAGUUUGGAGAAACACUAUUAAUAGAACAGAUUUACCCACGCUACAGAUAUUCAGUCCAGAAGCAAGAUAAGUCAAUUGGAUAUUUCUUUGGAUUACUGGAGAAGGUAAGGGAGAAGCUCAAUUUGGACGAGUAUUCAGCAUCCCAAACCACUCUUGAGCAAAUUUUCAAUGGAUUUGCGAGGUCUGAAGGUCACCAAUCUGUUCAAAGAAGAUUUAAUCCAGAAAUCAUUGAUAACUCAGGAGGAGAAUUUUUCUCCGAAAGAUCUGACAAAAAGAAGAAUAAUCUUAUACAGAAAUCCGAGAUUUCUGGUCUAAUUGAUGAAGAAGACUAAAUUUCAAUCCA